This is a messenger RNA of Phialemonium atrogriseum, 828 nucleotides long. RefSeq lists its product as uncharacterized. NCBI's taxonomy places the organism in Eukaryota, Fungi, Ascomycota, Sordariomycetes, Cephalothecales, Cephalothecaceae. Bases 123 to 527 code for a protein of 134 amino acids. The transcript is spliced from 2 exons. The record is from RefSeq and is a predicted model, not a curated record.
CGAAUCGCUUCUCAACUCCUCCUUUCCAUCCCCACCGAGAUUGAUUGUAUCAUCUACGACAGGCCAGUAGUCAAUCAAAAGAUUCAUCAAACAUCCCCCGUGGCAAAGACACCAGCGCUACCAUGCAAGCCCAGCAGUUUUGGGUCAACGAAGCCCACAAGCAACCAGAUGCUCGUGCGUUAGCGAAUGAUCAGGGCCUAGAGCUUCCAGCAGGCAACUUCCAGGGACUCAAGGCUGGCCUCAAGUACCCGAUUCGCCGGCUUGUCAUGACUGGCAAAGAUACUCCCGAGAACUUCCGUAUCUUCUUCGGCGUCGACAGCGUCCCGGACAUCCAUGCCGAAACCCGCAAAGAGGUACUCAUGACUCCCACUGUUCAGGAAGGAUCCCCGAGCCAAAUGAUGAAUCGUUUCUGGGACGAGGGUUGCCCAUCAUUCUCACCUAGACCAGCCACGGAAGCUGAGCAGGCGGAGAUACAGAGGCAGCUGGACUUUAUCCAGGGAUUUAGCGGAUUCUUGGGGAGCCGAUGAAUGGAGAAAUACGAAAGGUUUUUUGUUCUUUUCCUUUGUUUUGGAGGUUAUCUCCGCGGGCACGCAGGGGCAUUUGGCUAGCCGUCGCUGUCGCUAUUGCUAAAGCGCUCUUGCUGUUGCCAUUGCCGUCGCCGUCUCUUGUUCCGUGGCUGGCCCCUGCCUGAAAUCUAAAUAGCUAAAUGCCCUUGCCUGCGGUGACAAGAUUCUGGUUUGGGGCUGGGUGGUAGAGGAGAAAAACUGUGCUAGGUAUGUAGACACCUCGCUAGAAUAUCAACCUGCUUCACCAAUAUAUUUUUAUCCA